Molecule: messenger RNA, 639 nt
Organism: Lasiosphaeria miniovina
Lineage: Eukaryota; Fungi; Ascomycota; Sordariomycetes; Sordariales; Lasiosphaeriaceae
Exons: 1
Cellular component (GO): mitochondrion
Source: RefSeq, a predicted model, not a curated record
CCCGCCCCUGGACUCACAUAUCCCAGACCCAACACAACGAACCAUCACGACCUGGCCUCGUUCCUGUCGUACGCAGAGCGAUCCAGCCUAGACCAGAGCUCCAAGGUCUUUGUCGGUACGCACUUCGAGUACACAGUGGCAGCAACCUUGGCCGCAUACGGGUUCGACCUGCGCAGGGUUGGCGGUUCAUCUGACUACGGCAUUGACUUGCUGGGCACUUGGUCUGUCCCCUCGUCUCCAUCUUCGGCGGGCAGCCCCAUCCACCAGCAACCGCCGUUCAAGGUUCUACUGCAGUGCAAAGUCACCCAGCAGCCCCGUCCCCACCUCAUCCGCGAGCUCGAGGGCGCCUUUAUCGGCGCGCCCGCUGGGUGGAGAGGAUCAAAAGUGCUAGGAUUCCUCGUCACGGAGCGCCCGGCCACCAAAGGUAUUCGGAACUCGCUAGGGAGAAGUCGUUGGCCCAUGGGGUUCAUCUCAUGCUCGAGGCUAGGUCAUGUCCAUCAGAUCCUCUGGAACAUGCGCGCCGAAAGUGAAGGCCUCGAGGGUAUUGGCGUCGGAAUGCGGUACUGUCCACCUCAUGAAGACGACACAGAGGGCAAAGAGGGCCAGGAGCUUGUCCUCACUCGGAAGGGCGAACACCUG